AUGAUAGGAAAUAUAGUCACGUUGUUGGUUUCUUGGCUAUUACUAACAUUGAUAGGUUUAUUGUACUUGGAAAUAGCCAAGUAUAAAUAAGAAAAGGAUGUUGAAAUAUUUAUUGGUUUCUUGAAUAAGUUUAUAGGAUAAAAUUAUUAUAAUUCCCAUUCAUUUGAUAGAUAAGUAACUAAUUAUUUUCUAAGUAGUUCAAUUCACUUCUUGUGUAACCUUAUCAUGAUUAUUGCAUUCAAUCAGACUUAUAUAAAUAUUACCAUCCAGAUGUAAUUAUGAAGGACGUUUACACAUUUCGCGAGUAUUCAGGUCUAGUUAAGUAAGCUCUUUAGCAACACUAUUUCGAUGUAUUGCCAAAUGUGACACUUCACAAAAGAAACAAAGAAAUUAUUAAACUUUUGAUAUUUAGUACCUUGUAAAUAUAAAUUGCCUUUGUAAUUAACACUGCCAUUCACUUAUUAUGA
Messenger RNA from Paramecium octaurelia, 467 nucleotides. NCBI's taxonomy places the organism in Eukaryota, Ciliophora, Oligohymenophorea, Peniculida, Parameciidae. The record is from the annotation of a GenBank genome assembly.